UUGUUGAAUUGGUGAGGAAGAAGAAGAAACUUGAAUUCUAAGGAAAAACUUGAUGUUGAUAUUGACUGACACAGUGACGUGUCCUCACAGUUGAAGCUCACCUUUCCAACGGCAACUAACAAGGGCAUUUUGGUAAUUUAAAUACGUGAAAGCUUCAUCUGAAAGCAGCUUGCGAGCUCACCUCUCACACCCCACUCCACCGGUUGCCAUUAACACCUGAAAAAAGGAUUAUACUCAAUUCACACUUGCACUUUUUUCAUCCAAUCCUACUGUGUGUGUGUGUGUGUGUUCUUGUUCUUUGUCUGAGCUAUUUUUUGUUUUUCUGGGAAAAUUGGUACACAUUUGAGGAAAAGCUGAAAUGGAACGUGGGUCAAGCUCAGAAUAUCAAGAUAAGGGUGAUACAAAAAAGGGUCCAACACUGGGUUCUGUGCUACCGACACUUGAUCCAUUUGUACCAAGAAAAGGUCACGAUCCGAGAGAGUUGAGAUCUUGGGCUAAGAGGACUGGGUUUGUAUCCAAUUUCUCUGGAGAAACUGGGAGUAGUGUGAGUCAGAGGGAUCAGAAUCAGAAGAGUGGUGGGGAUGAGCUUGAUUUGGAGAAGGGCCAUGAGAGAAAUGGGUCUUCCUCGCCCAAAAUUGAGAUUGAUCCGGUUCUGGGGCGGACAAAGAAUCGUGGGACUGAAAUUGAUCCGGCUCUGGGGGCUGGGAAUGGAUUGGCUGCGAAAGAGAGAGACGGGGUUUUGGGUUUUAGGGAUGGAACAGUGAGAACUGAAAAUCAGAGGGGAAGAAUUGGAAAUGAACCUACUUUAGGGGUUAGAGAUGAUGAAAGGAGAAUUGGUUUGACCAGCAGUGGGAUUGGGAAUGGUGAAAUUAGUGGUAAUGGGCAUGGUGUUCAGACAACUUCUCCGAUUCCGGUAACUACUCCUACGGUUAUGGAGCCCAAGAAAGACGAUGGAAAUGUGAAAGAUGAUGGAAAUGAGGAAAGAGAAAGGAGUAUUGAUGCAUAUCCUGAUGGUGAAGAGCCUGGGGAUGCAGCAUGGAGCAGGUCUUUGAGACUGAAGUGUGGGCCCACAGAAAACCCUGGUUUCGUACCACUUAUAUAUUAUGGUCUGCAGCAUUAUUUAUCAUUGGCUGGUUCGCUUAUUUUCAUUCCCUUGAUCAUGGUACCUGCCAUGGGUGGAACUGAUAAGGAUACUGCCACAGUAAUUUCCACAAUGCUAUUAGUUUCUGGCAUUACCACUGUACUGCACUCGUAUUUUGGUACCCGGCUUCCAUUGGUUCAAGGGAGCUCAUUUGUGUAUUUGGCACCGGCCUUGGUCAUAAUGAAUUCUCGCGAGCUUCGAAAUCUUACUGAGCAUAAAUUUAGGCAUAUAAUGAGGGAAUUGCAAGGUGCCAUAAUUGUUGGUUCACUUUUCCAAAGCAUCUUGGGUUUCAGUGGUUUAAUGUCCCUUCUCCUAAGGUUGAUAAACCCAAUUGUGGUUGCCCCUACCAUCACUGCAGUGGGCUUAGCAUUUUUCAGCUAUGGUUUUCCACAAGCUGGUAGUUGUGUGGAAAUUAGUCUUCCACUGAUACUAUUGGUUCUUAUUUUCACAUUGUACCUCCGAGGGAUAUCUGUAUUUGGACAUCGAGUUUUUCAAAUUCAGGCGGUCCCCAUGAGUGUUGUAAUUAUAUGGGUGUAUGCAUUCUUCUUGACAGCUGGUGGAGCAUAUAAUUACAAAGGCUGCAGUUCUGACAUACCCAGUUCCAACAUCUUGACUGAUGCUUGUAGACAGCAUGCAUAUACCAUGAAGCAUUGCAGGACUGAUGUUUCCAAUGCUUUAAGAACCGCCGCAUGGGUCAGGAUUCCCUACCCUUUGCAGUGGGGUAUUCCUAUAUUCCGACUUAGGACUUCAAUCAUGAUGAUCAUUGUUUCAUUGGUCGCAUCAGUGGACUCGGUUAGUCAUAUAUAAUCCAAACAAAACAAUAGAAGAAAAUGCUCCAUCACGGAAACAAAUUCCGAUUCAAAGUUGUACAUCCGCCAAUCUCAUCUUUACGAAUAUUUGCAAUUAGCCAGCCUAUUAUCUUGUACAAAGUGACUCAUUGUGGUAUGGGGGGGCAAAGCCAUUAUCCUUAUGUUAGAUGGAAAUAUUGUCCCUUCUCACUUCCUGUGAAACGAUGGAAGCAUUUUGCUAACAGAGCCGGAUUAAUGCGUUUUCUGGAGACUAAUAAUUGCAAUGUUGUUAGCACACAAUACACUUAAACUGAAGGAGAUGUUUUUCAGGAUACUAAAAUGAUAGUUAUGUUUGUGCAUUAGAGCACUUACAGUAGAAUGAUUGUUAGAUCUAAACUUGAUGUUAUAUCUGCACCUUACCAGGUUGGGACAUAUCACUCUGCAUCCAUGAAAAUCAAUGCAAAGCCUCCUACCCCUGGUAUUGUCAGUAGAGGAAUUGGUUUGGAAGGUUUUUCUAGUUUACUGGCUGGACUUUGGGGCUCAGGGACUGGGUCAACAACCUUGACAGAAAAUGUACACACUAUUGAAAUAACGAAGGUAGCAAGUCGAAGGGCUGUGGAACUCGGAGCAGUUUUCCUGAUCCUCUCUUCCUUCAUAGGGAAAGUGGGUGCCAUUCUUGCUUCUAUACCACAGGCUUUGGCUGCCGCCAUACUCUGCUUUGUGUGGGCUCUAAUUGUUGCAUUAGGUUUCCGAACAUUGCAGUAUAGCCAAACAGCAAGUUUUAGAAACAUAACAAUAGUUGGCGUUUCACUCUUCCUUGGUUUAUCGAUACCUGCAUAUGUUCAGCAGCAUCAAUCCGAGUCCAGCUUGAUUCUGCCUAGUUAUUUGGUACCUUAUGCAGCAGCAUCGAGUGGACCAACCCACACUGGUGAUAAACAACUUGAUUUUGCGAUAAACGGGCUUUUGUCAUUGAACAUGGUUAUGACUCUCUUGAUAGCAUUUGUACUAGACAACACUGUCCCAGGGAGCAAGCAAGAGCGAGGGGUGUACAUAUGGUCAAGUGCUGAAGAUAUAUUGACAGAUUCAUCUGCUCUUUCGAUAUAUUCCCUACCAAGUCAAGUCAACCGGCUUUGCAGUUGGGCCAAAUGUUUGGGUACAUGACAUUUGCAGAAAACGCCAGCAACCGUUUGAUUGAAUUGUUGCAAGACGUACUCCUUUGAAGGCCACCGCCAAAAUUGCGACGCAAUGUAGCUUGGAAGCAAUGCAUAUGCCACCACCCAAAUUGUUAUUGCACAUUAUAAUGGUUAUUUCAAAAUUCAAAAUAUUUAGUUGUACGAAAUAUAUUUGUAUAUAUGUUUGAGUUAGUUACACAAAUUUGAAAUAUAAAAUUUCAACCGGGU
This is a messenger RNA of Ilex paraguariensis (yerba mate), 3329 nucleotides long. Lineage: Eukaryota; Viridiplantae; Streptophyta; Magnoliopsida; Aquifoliales; Aquifoliaceae. The record is from the annotation of a GenBank genome assembly.